CAGCUGCACGAGAAGCAGAUCAGCGACAUGCAGAUGUCGGCGGACGGCACGCACCUCAUCACCGCAUCCACAGAUCGCACCGCAAAGCUGGUGGACACGCAGACGUUUGAGGUGCUCAAGGAGUACAAGAGCGCGGCGCCCAUCAACAGCGCGGCGCUGUCACCCAUCUUUGACCACGUGCUCAUCGGGGGAGGGCAGGACGCCGCGGCGGUGACCACCACCGCGGCCAAGGCGGGCUACUUUGAGGCCCGCUUCUUCCACAAGGUCUUCUGCGAGGAGUUUGCCAACGCGCGCGGCCACUUCUCCCCCAUCAACUCUGUGGCCUUCAGCCCAGACGGCACCGCCUUUGUGACGGGCGCGGAGGAGGGCAACGUGCGGCUGCACCACUUUGAU
Chlorella variabilis is the source of this 393-nucleotide messenger RNA. RefSeq lists its product as hypothetical. Gene Ontology annotation, biological process: cytoplasmic translational initiation. The transcript has 3 exons. Gene Ontology annotation, molecular function: translation initiation factor activity; RNA binding; protein binding. The annotation marks the transcript as partial. Gene Ontology annotation, cellular component: eukaryotic translation initiation factor 3 complex, eIF3m. NCBI's taxonomy places the organism in Eukaryota, Viridiplantae, Chlorophyta, Trebouxiophyceae, Chlorellales, Chlorellaceae. The record is from RefSeq and is a predicted model, not a curated record.